GCUUGCUGCUGCUGCUGCUGGCUGUCCGCUCUCCUCCUCAGUGUCUGUCAUCCUCUGCACACUCACCGCUCCCCCUGUCUGUGUGCUCACUUCCCCUGCCAACCGCUCACCAUACAUGUCCCCUAUCUGCUGCUGCCUCUCCCCCUCCUCUCUGCCCUCACCUGCAUUCUGCCCUUUGCUGCCUCUCCCCCUCUCUGCCCUCACCUGCCUUCUGCCCCUCGCUGCUGCUGCUGCCUCUUCCCCUCCUCUCUGCCUUCUCCUGCCUUCUGCCCCUCGCUGCUGCUGCUCCCUUUCCCCCUCCUCUCUGCAUUCUGCCCCUCGCUGCUGCUCCCUUUCCCCCUCCUCUCUGCAUUCUGCCCCUCGCUGCUGCUCCCUUUCCCCCUCCUCUCUGCAUUCUGCCCCUCGCUGCUGCUGCCUCUUCCCCUCCUCUCUGACCUCUCCUGCAUUCUGCCCCUCACUGCCUCUCCUCCUCCUCCUCUCUGCCCUCUCCUGCAUUCUACCCCUCGCUGCAGCUGCCACCAGGAAUGAAUGAGGGCUGCUCCUGGUCUCUCCCUGGCUGUCAUCCUGCCAUCUGAGGCUCGGCAGAGCUCCGGAGAGAACGCCAGCCUCCAGCCAGCACCAGCCUCCGCAGAGUGACCGAUGUAAAGUGGGUACUCCCAGCGCUGUGCAUUGCCCGACAUCAGUAUGCCGGGGGGCGAGUUCUCCUGUAGAUGGGCACAGGGAUCGUUCCUCGUCUGCUCGCUCUCUCUGUGUGCCGCCUCGUACCUCCUCUCUUGCCCCCCAUCGUGCACCUGUAACAGCAGCGGAAUGGAGGUGGACUGCAGCGGCCGGGGACUCACAGCCGUGCCUCCUGACAUUCCGCAGGGAACCCGAAUCCUCCUGCUGCUCAACAACCGCAUAAGUUCUCUGUCCGGGGGGCCCUUCUCCAACCUGACGUCCUUGCACCGCCUGGACCUCUCCAACAAUUUCCUGGACCAGCUGCCCUCGCAGCUUUUUGGGGAGCUGGGAAACCUCACCGAGGUACGCCUGCGCAACAACAGCAUCCGCGGCCUGGAACGAGACCUCCUGCAGGGGCUGCCCCAACUGCGCCGGCUGGACCUCUCCCUCAAUUUCUUGGCUCUGCUGCCCCCCGGGCUCUUCGAUGACCUCCCCAUGCUGCACUGGCUGUCGCUGCGCUCCAAUCGGCUGCACAGUCUGGACAGGUUGACCUUUGAACCCCUGGGCAGUUUGGAGAACAUUCAGCUGGGGGACAACCCCUGGGAGUGCGACUGUAACCUGCGCGACUUCAAACACUGGAUGGAGUGGUUCACUUACCGAGGAGGGAAGAUUGACGAGCUGCAGUGCACCCUCCCCAAGGAUCUGCGGGGGCGGGACAUGCGGAUGGUGCCCGUGGAGAUGUUUAGCUACUGCUCACAGCUGGAGGAUGAAAACAGCUCAGGGCCUGCAGAGAGGCCGGCCCCGCCCUGCUCCAAGACAAACCCCACCCACGCGGUACCGGAGCUGGGAUCAGACUGCCCGCAGAGGCAAAGGUAUCGACCAGCUAGCGUCCGACGAGCCAUCGGCACGGUGAUAAUUGCCGGGGUAGUCUGCGGUGUGGUCUGCAUUAUGAUGGUGGUGGCCGCGGCUUACGGAUGCAUCUACGCUUCCCUUAUGGCAAAGUACCACCGAGAGCUGAAAAAACACCAGCCCCUUAUGGGUGACACUGAGGGGGAACAAGAAGAACAGAGGCAGAUCUCGUCUGUUGCAUGAGGAUGGCGCUGUAACACGUCCACGCGUGGCUGCUACAAUGUAUCUAUUUCGGGGAGCAAGAGGCUGCAUUGGUGUGUACCCUAAUUUCCCAGGAACGUAGUAAAAUAUAAAAUGUCCUAUUUAGCCACCUACAGCCGAGUGCAAGACAAAGCACAUUCUACCGUUUGUGGGCGCAAGCUGGGCGCCUCCGAGGGCGACGGCAACAAAACAUGAAUCAAUAUUUGGGUGCAUGAAUCAAUCUAAUGGGAAGGAACCAAAAAUUACAGAUGCACUAAAAAAAAAUUACAGAAAAAUGUUUCAACCAUUUUUAAAUAGAAAAUAAAUUCAAAAACAAUUGCAAAAAAAUCCGAUUGGAUAGACAGAAAACACGGGCAACUUCUGCGGCCGCCCAAAUGAGCCCAGCGGUACAAAUUAUCACGCUACAAGAGAGCGAAUAUGCUUGGUGUGCGGACAAUGAGACAAAAGAAUAAGCCCCACUCAUCAGCCAUCACUGACAGACACCGACUGACACUAUGGGGGGGUGAUAACUUGUUUCAGGUCUCAGGGAUCCUGGGUGAGUCUGAUCACGGAGACUGGUGUCUGUUGGUAGAUCUGGUCCCCAGCAAUAAGAUCUGAGCGUAGCUGAGAUCACCUACAGUAGAGCUGCAAUAAAUCAGACGACCGUCGCCCAUACGCCACUGCAAUCAUCGAUUUGCUGGUUUUUCUUUUCCUGUAUUCAUUUGCCAGAGAGGUUUGUAGGGUUUCUUUUUAUACACUGAUGUAUGAUACCCCAUCAAAGGCGGUUCCUAACGAGGCUGCAGGGACUCAGACGUUACAGUUAUAUACUUCAGUCAUUUUUAUAUGUCACUUUCCAUAUGUCACUACAGCAAUGCCUCUGGCAGCGGCUGCUAGCGAGAGACUAAGUGCAGAGGCUGAGCUACCACUGGCUCUCUGGUUGCUGCAAGCGGUUCCUGUGUGACUAUGUGCAGAGGCUGAGCUACCACUGGCUCUCCGGUUGCUGCAAGCGGUGCCUGUGUGACUAUGUGCAGAGGCUGAGCUACCACUGGCUCUCUGGUUGCUGCAAGCGGUUCCUGUGUGACUAUGUGCAGAAGCUGAGCUACCACUGGCUCUCCGGUUGCUGCAAGCGGUUCCUGUGUGACUAUGUGCAGAGGCUGAGCUACCACUGGCUCUCCGGUUGCUGCAAGCGGUUCCUGAGUGACUCUGUGCAGAGGCUGAGCUACCACUGGCUCUCUGGUUGCUGCAAGCGGUUCCUGUGUGACUAUGUGCAGAGGCUGAGCUACCACUGGCUCUCCGGUUGCUGCAAGCGGUUCCUGAGUGACUCUGUGCAGAGGCUGAGCUACCACUGGCUCUCUGGUUGCUGCAAGCGGUUCCUGUGUGACUAUGUGCAGAGGCUGAGCUACCACUGGCUCUCCGGUUGCUGCAAGCGGUUCCUGAGUGACUCUGUGCAGAGGCUGAGCUACCACUGGCUCUCCGGUUGCUGCAAGCGGUUCCUGUGUGACUAUGUGCAGAGGCUGAGCUACCACUGGCUCUCUGGUUGCUGCAAGCGGUUCCUGUGUGACUAUGUGCAGAGGCUGAGCUACCACUGGCUCUCCGGUUGCUGCAAGCGGUUCCUGAGUGACUCUGUGCAGAGGCUGAGCUACCACUGGCUCUCCGGUUGCUGCAAGCGGUGCCUGUGUUACUAAGUGCAGAAGCUGAGCUACCACUGGCUCUCCGGUUGCUGCAAGCGGUGCCUGUGUGACUCUGUGCAGAAGCUGAGCUACCACUGGCUCUCCGGUUGCUGCAAGCGGUUCCUGAGUGACUGUGCAGAAGCUGAGCUACCACUGGCUCUCCGGUUGCUGCAAGCGGUGCCUGUGUGACUCUAUGCAGAAGCUGAGCUCCCACUGGCUCUCCGGUUGCUGCAAGCGGUGCCUGUGUUACUAAGUGCAGAAGCUGAGCUACCACUGGCUCUCCGGUUGCGGCAAGCGGUGCCUGUGUGACUCUGUGCAGAAGCUGAGCUACCACUGGCUCUCCGGUUGCUGCAAGCGGUGCCUGUGUUACUAAGUGCAGAAGCUGAGCUACCACUGGCUCUCUGGUUGCUGCAAGCGGUGCCUGUGUUAUUAAGUGCAGAAGCUGAGCUACCACUGGCUCUCUGGUUGCUGCAAGCGGUUCCUGUGUGACUAUGUGCAGAAGCUGAGCUACCACUGGCUCUCUGGUUGCUGCAAGCGGUUCCUGUGUGACUCUGUGCAGAAGCUGAGCUACCACUGGCUCUUCGGUUGCUGCAAGCGGUGCCUGUGUGACUCUGUGCAGAAGCUGAGCUACCACUGGCUCUCCGGUUGCUGCAAGCGGUGCCUGAGUGACUCUGUGCAGAAGCUGAGCUACCACUGGCUCUCCGGUUGCAGCAAGCGGUGCCUGUGUUACUAAGUGCAGAGGCUGAGCUACCACUGGCUCUCUGGUUGCUGCAAGCGGUUCCUGUGUGACUAUGUGCAGAAGCUGAGCUACCACUGGCUCUCCGGUUGCUGCAAGCGGUUCCUGUGUGAAUAUGUGCAGAAGCUGAGCUACCACUGGCUCUCCGGUUGCUGCAAGCGGUGCCUGAGUGACUCUGUGCAGAAGCUGAGCUACCACUGGCUCUCCGGUUGUUGUCAAUCGCCAUCUACCGGAAGGCAGCAGCAGUGACUGGCAAAGCAAUGCUGGGUAUUGUAGUUCAGACACAGCUCGCCAUCCAAAGGCCACCUAUCCUUUGCCAUAUAGGACAUUUUUCACACCGUCGUCUAAUUAUACAGUAAGGGUGAGUGUGGGGGCGUCCGCAGGGCUCUGGCUAAUAAGAAUUUGUCACCUGGGCCGCUGUUCAGGAGCCGGAACGGAUGUCGCCAUUUGUUUUGUUAUAUCGUCACUUCUCAGAUUCCUGGAUCAUGGCAUUUUUUUCAUGUUUUCUGGAAAACGGGACCUUCAUAAACUAAUAUUUAAACACUGUUCACCUGGGGGAAUACCUGCGCACUCUAGUACCAAGGCCAUGAGACGCUGCAUUCCUAGGAAGACGCAGCGCGGUAGCGGCCAGGCAGGACUGGUGGUCGCUCACACCGAGCUGGACGGUGGGACUCAAAUCAUAGUUUUAAAGUUUGUUGUAUUUUUAUUUUCCUUUUAAAUAAGCACAGAGUGUGCGAGGGGGCGUUGUGUACUCUAGGAAGAAACUGGAAUUUACAUCGCUGUAAAACAAUAUAUUUUUAUAUUACAUAGGAUAGAAUAUUUAUCUUGCUCACUGGUCAGAUCCUGUCACCUCGGUGGAAUCCCCCCCUCACCCCUUGUGUGUGUGCCCAGAUCAAUGUAUAGUCUGUGUAACUGAUGCACUUUAUCUAUGGUAACAAAUGUGGUCCCUCAUCAUUAGCUGUGUAAUCCGUCGUCACUAUGACCCGAGCAAAAUAAUCCCAAGUACGCCAAGACCCUGCCGUACCCAGCGCACCCGCUAACCGCUACACACAAUGGGGGGGGGGGGGGCAGCCAGGAAUAACGCAAAUGCUGGCGAGCUGCUUUAUGCGACUGAUCCAUCAUCUACAAAACAGCUUCCCCCGCUUUCACUGUGUGUAGGGGACUAGUGCAUUCUAAAACCACAAGGGGUCACGGUUGCUAUUACUCUCUAUAAGAAGAAAAUGUAGGCAGUGUUUUAUGCCCCUCACGCACAGGCAGCCGCCAACACACAGUAAGGCAGGGUCCUAAUCAUGCUGGAGGAAUUUGGGGAAAGAUUAAAGCAUUUGUGGCUAAGAUUGGCACUGGCCAAGCCACUAGCCGCUCUGGAGGGAUUAAACAGGCAUAUCCUGCAACCCAGGACUGAUCGUAUACACUGAGUACUAGUGUCAUAUUGCCUGAGAUCAGCCUCCCCUGCUACUGAGGGAGCGGGUUGCUGGUUUAAUGGCGUAAUAACCAUCCGUACAUUUGAUUCACUGGCAAACACCCAGAGCCAACAGCGAUAGCGUCUCCGACAGACCCUGGAGCUUAGUAACUGCAGGGCGGCUGUCGCCAGAGGCGGAACCAUCAGUCAUUUGUACAACGCACAGGUUUCAGCGCUCAAUAGCGCCACACACCGUGGAAGGAGUGGUUACUGCCCCUCUAACCUCUUCCAGGGCUGGGCCAUAAAUUCAACAGGUCAUAGGGCCAACCAAUGUACAUCUGAGUAAAGGAAACUAGACUUGUGCCCCUUGCUUCCAAGUAACCGUCACUUAAGCACUGCUUAGCUAAGCCAUGAGGGCCUGAGUAAUAUUUAUGAGGACUGAUUAAUAUUCACGAGGCCUGAGCAAUAUUUAUGAGGACUGACUAAUAUUCAUGAGGCCUGAGUAAUAUUCAUGAGGCCUGAGUAAUAUUUAUGAGGCCUGAUUAAUAUUCAUGAGGACUGAGUAAUAUUCAUGAGGACUGAGUAAUAUUCAUGAGGACUGAGUAAUAUUUAUGAGGACUGACUAAUAUUCAUGAGGCCUGAGUAAUAUUCAUGAGGCCUGAGUAAUAUUCACGAGGCCUGAGUAAUAUCUAUGAGGCGCUGGGUCCUAGAGCCUGAACGGGCUACAUUCUUGGGAAUAGUACUUUCCACAGUGUUUCGGUCACAGGGCCAUUUUAAUAAAUUGAGGUCUUGAGCAUUGUGACCCUAUAACGGAGUAAUCUUCACAAGUGGAAAGAAAGGAUGAACGAAUGUUUGUCUGGCCGCUGAGUGAUAUUACCAUGGAGAGCGCACUGAGCGCAAUGCCGUGUUUCUGUAUUAUUACCCCUCCCCAAUAACACCAUGAAAGUGCUUUCUGCGUUCCUGUAGACCAUACAAUUGGGGUGACCCCGGGUUUCCAAUUGGGGUGACCCCGGGUUUCCGUGGCUCUGGAUGGAUGCAAAGAGAAGUCAUACUGUCCCCUAGGAUAGCGCUGGCAUAUUCAGGGAUGUCUACCUCCAGUCUUACUCAUGCUGCCAUUAGAAGGGCAAUACAGGUAUUCCUAGCUGUGGAGUAGCACCGCCAGUGUUAUGCGGAAAUUAAAUACGACUUUCAAUUUUCUGAGAAAGCAGACUAUCAAUUCACUAGGAACCAGUGACAUCACUGAGGCAUGAGGCACGACUAAACUAAAUGCCUCAGUGAUGUCCAUGGCUCCAGGUGAGCUGAUGGGCUGCGAUCCCAGCCAGCGGAAUGGCUGCAGUGGUCACAGCUGCAGUUUACGAAGCUCCAAUUAGAAAUGUAAUUUUGAGCCAGAGACAGAGAAUGAGGCAUUAUGGGUAAGCAAUGGCGAAUAGACACUGUUCUCUGUAGGAAUCUGAAUAAACUGCUGCACGAGCGAUGGAACAUACAGGGCUGAUGUGAUCUGAGGGAUGGUAAUAGUACAGGGAUAAUUGGGUCACUGAUCCUGGGUGAGUCACAAUGCAGAGACUCUGCAGAGCAACAGGAGAUCCCCCCAUAUACCCCCCUCCCCGUCCUAUGUGUGUGUCAUUUGUGUCAGAGGGACACUGGCGUCCAGGUUAUUACUGUGAUUUCCUGAACUUGUGCUCUCUCCUAUUAAAGAUUGUAUUUCUGUA
Pseudophryne corroboree (corroboree frog) is the source of this 7260-nucleotide messenger RNA. It is a transcript of the gene LRTM2, whose product is annotated as leucine rich repeats and transmembrane domains 2. Gene Ontology annotation, molecular function: protein binding. Gene Ontology annotation, biological process: axonogenesis; regulation of presynapse assembly; positive regulation of synapse assembly. The record is from RefSeq and is a predicted model, not a curated record. Gene Ontology annotation, cellular component: glutamatergic synapse; GABA-ergic synapse; postsynaptic density membrane. The transcript is spliced from 4 exons. Bases 685 to 1749 code for a protein of 354 amino acids. NCBI's taxonomy places the organism in Eukaryota, Metazoa, Chordata, Amphibia, Anura, Myobatrachidae.